Messenger RNA from Branchiostoma belcheri (Belcher's lancelet), 1592 nucleotides. Its product is annotated as probable ATP-dependent RNA helicase DDX47. The record is from RefSeq and is a predicted model, not a curated record. Gene Ontology annotation, molecular function: RNA helicase activity; ATP binding; nucleic acid binding. NCBI's taxonomy places the organism in Eukaryota, Metazoa, Chordata, Leptocardii, Amphioxiformes, Branchiostomatidae. The transcript has 13 exons. Bases 44 to 1399 code for a protein of 451 amino acids.
UAUACUUAGUGUAUUCGUCCGUUUCCGGACAUUGAGCAACAAGAUGGCUUCCUCCAGUGAUGAGAGUUCGUCAGAAAUAUCUCAAGAAACAGAAGAAAAGAAGACCACUUUCAAGGAUUUGGGUGUAGUGGACGUGCUGUGUGAAGCAUGUGAACAGCUGAAAUGGACGACUCCUACCAAGAUCCAGACAGAGGCCAUCCCCCUGGCACUGGAAGGUAAGGAUGUGAUUGGGCUGGCAGAGACAGGUUCAGGGAAGACCGGCACCUUCGCUCUGCCCAUCCUACAGAGCCUGCUGGAGAAACCACAGAGACUCUUUGCUCUGGUCCUCACUCCAACCCGAGAGCUUGCCUUCCAGAUCUCCGAGCAGUUUGAGGCACUGGGAGCCUCCAUCGGCAUCAAAUGUGUUGUGGUAGUUGGAGGGAUUGACAUGGUCACACAAGCCCUGCAGCUGGCCAAGAAACCUCAUGUCAUCAUUGCUACACCUGGCCGUCUCGUGGACCAUCUCGAGAACACCAAAGGCUUCAACCUUAGAGCCUUGAAGUACCUGGUACUGGAUGAAGCUGACAGGAUCCUGAACAUGGAUUUUGAGGCUGAGGUAGACAAGAUCCUGAAGGUGAUCCCCAGAGAAAGACACACAUAUCUCUUCUCAGCAACCAUGACCAAAAAGGUGGCAAAGUUACAGCGAGCGUCUCUGACCAACCCUGUAAAAGUGGAGGUGAACUCCAAGUAUAAAACAGUGGACACCUUACAACAGUACUACCUCUUCAUACCCAGUAAAUACAAGGAUGUGUACCUGGUGUCUAUCCUGAACGAGCUAGCAGGUAACUCCUUCAUGGUGUUCUGCAGCACGUGUAACAACACCCAGCGUACAGCCUUCCUCCUCAGGAACCUGGGCUUCAACGCCAUUCCACUACACGGACAACUCAGCCAGAACUCACGGCUUGGUGCCCUUCACAAGUUCAAGGCCAAGAGCCGGUCUAUCCUGAUCGCAACAGACGUGGCCAGUCGGGGGCUGGACAUCCCUCAUGUGGACGUGGUCAUCAACUUCGACAUUCCUACUCACUCUAAGGACUACAUCCACAGAGUUGGACGUACAGCCAGAGCUGGGAGGUCUGGGAAGGCCGUCACCUUUGUCACACAGUACGAUGUGGAGCUGUACCAGAGGAUUGAACACCUGAUUGGGAAGAAACUGCCGCUGUAUAAAACAGAGGAGGAGGAAGUGAUGGUGAUGAAUGAGAGAGUGAUGGAGGCUCAGAGAUACGCCAGGAUGGAAAUGAAGGAGCAGGGUCAGAAGAAGGGAGGGAAGAGGUCUGCAGCUGAUGAUGAUGAGGACACCAUGGAAGCUUCAGGUGUCAGGAAGAAAGUCAAAAAGUUCCAGAAAAACAAAAAGAAGCACUAACACUAAAAUCUAAACUCUUUUAUUGAUUUUAUAUUUUCAUCUACUUGGGUAGUGAAAGUAUAUUCUAUUGUUUAUCUGCAACCUGCAUUUUCACUAUGUUUUAUAACAUAGUUUGGUCAAUAUGGAGGUAACUUUAAAUAUUAUUGUUUCAUUGUUGUUUUUUUUUUUGGAUUUCAAACAAAAUAGAACAGGG